AUGGAGCCCGUGAAGCAUGCAUUCUCGGAGCAGCUCCUGCGCGCCAAGAGGAGGGUGGCGGCGUCCUCCAAGUUCGGCCUCAGCGUCGGGGCCUCGCUCUUCUUCCUCGCUCUCGUGGUGACCGUUACUGUGAGCGUGACUCCCCUGUGUCUGGAGCUAUCCGGUUCCCCUGUUUCGCUCUGGCCCUUCUCUCCUUCGACCCCCGCCAACGCCACCCUCGUUUCGUCCUCUGCUCCGGCCGCGAACUUGACCACCGCCGGCGCCCGUCGUUGCUGCGGGAAUGCCACGUCGGGUGUCGGAAAGGUUUUGGAUAUCUUGGACGGAGAUUGCGAAGGACGGGUUUUGAACGCGACCCGUGAUGGGGCGAAUGUGACGAGAGAAGGUGAAACAGAGAGGGUGUGGGGAAACCCCGCGGGGGAUUCGAAAAAUAGAAGCUUGACGUUUCAUAGAUUAGUGGAUGAUCCUAAAGCGAGGCACGACGCGGAUCUAGGCGGGGAAGCUGUGGAGGUUUUUGAAAAUCAUGAUGAGGGUGGGAAUUUCUCUGUGGCCAGGGGAGGGAGUGUAUUGGGACAUCGUGGUGAGGAUUGUGAUAUAUUUGAUGGUAGAUGGGUAAGGGAUGAUUCGAAGCCGUAUUAUCCGGCGAAUUCUUGCCCUUAUGUUGAUAGGGACUUCAAUUGCCACCUCAAUGGUAGGCCAGAUGAUGGAUUUGUAAAGUGGAAGUGGCAGCCUAAUGGAUGCGACAUACCGAGAUUGAACGCAACUGAUUUUCUGGAGAGAUUAAGAGGAAGGAGGCUGGUCUUUGUUGGGGAUUCGCUGAACAGGAACAUGUGGGAGUCUCUCGUCUGCAUCCUCCGCCAUAGCGUCAAAGAUAAGAAAAGAGUCUACGAGAUUUCUGGAAGAAGCGAAUUUAAAAAGAAGGGAGUUUAUGCCUUCAGGUUUGAGGGGUACAAUUGUUCAGUCGACUUUGUUGGUGCUCCAUUUCUUGUUAGAGAAUCAUCUUUUAGCAAUGGGAAUGGGUCGUUUGGGACCUUGAGGAUAGAUUUGAUGGACCGCACAACACGAAUGUAUCGUGAUGCCGAUAUAAUAGUCUUCAACACAGGUCACUGGUGGACCCAUGAGAAGACAACUAGAGGGGAACACUAUUAUCAGGAAGGCAAGUAUGUGCACCCAAGACUCAAGGUCCUGGAGGCAUAUAAGAGAGCUCUCAGAACUUGGGCCAAAUGGAUAGACAAAAACAUCCACCAGACCCGAACGCAGGUUUUCUUCAGAGGAUAUUCAGUCACUCAUUUCAGGGGCGGGCAGUGGAACUCGGGAGGACAGUGUCAUAAAGAAACGGAGCCUAUUUUCAACGAGUCAUACUUGGAAAAUUACCCUUCGAAAAUGAGGGUGCUAGAGAAUGUGCUUCAAGAAAUGAGAACUCCGGUAACAUAUUUAAACAUUAGUAGACUUACUGACUACAGAAAAGACGGGCACCCUUCUGUAUACAGAACGGCUUACAGGACCGCGCAAGAACAAAUGGCCGCCGAGCAAUCCCAAGAUUGCAGCCACUGGUGCUUACCUGGUGUUCCUGAUACCUGGAACGAGUUGCUAUACGCUUCUCUGUUGAAAAUGGGGUGGGGAUCUCCAACAUAGUGAAACAGAGUGGCAUGGACAGCAUCUUUUUUCUUGAUAAUUUGUUGCUCUGUAACAUCUUUUUUUCUAAUUAGGAUCUUAGCAUUAGAUUGAUUUUGAUAGGAGUUCCAGUGUAUGUUCAGGGAAAUUCAACUCUACCCAGAUCGUAGGUUAUCCUUAAUUAAAAUUUUUUUUGGGGGUUUUUCACUCAGUUGAAAUGUACACGUAAAACGUUCCAAAAUGCCCGCAAGAAAUACAAAGCACAUCGAGUUUCUUCAA
Molecule: messenger RNA, 1890 nt
Organism: Eucalyptus grandis
Lineage: Eukaryota; Viridiplantae; Streptophyta; Magnoliopsida; Myrtales; Myrtaceae
Product: protein trichome birefringence-like 2
Exons: 6
Coding region: 1-1632 (543 amino acids)
Cellular component (GO): Golgi apparatus
Molecular function (GO): O-acetyltransferase activity
Source: RefSeq, a predicted model, not a curated record